GCUACACCUGCUUAUAUGUGCCCGCGUCACCAGCCAAGCAGAGAGGGAACCACUGCAGCUGAAGCAAGGACAACUCGGAGUCGGGGCAACAGAGAGGAAGAGAGAAGAAAAGAUACUUCAGGAGAAGAUCCAGACUAUAGAAUGACGUCGGUCAGAAUCUUCAGCUAUGUCUGCCUCCUAGUACUAAUCUACGCAUGCGUGGAGGUAACGCGUGCGCAGGAGGAGGAAGACGUGGAAGCGCCAGAAGAAGGAAAAUACUACAAAAAUCUGGCAAACUACCUUCGUCUGCUCACAAGGCAAAGGUAUGGUCGGCGGUCUGCUCCUGACUACGGCAGUAGGACGCUGUACCGCCACCCUCCUCCCUACCCACAGGACAUCGUGCACACCCUGGACAUGGAUGGAGAUGGAAAAAUCUCGCCGUACGAGUUGAGCAGAAUCCUCUAGCAGCAGGCAGCAGACGACAUCAUAUCUAGUCACGUGACUGUCACCUAGCAACCCAUCCAAGGAAUUUCAGCCCCGGUUACUUCCGAUUGAAUCAGAAUACAGAAGCGAAAUAUGAAGAAAAAAAUCCUUUACAUAGACUACGUUACAGAUAGCGUUCAUCGUUAUACAGAGGAAUUUAUAUAAAGAAAUGUAUAAACUUUGUAGAAUAUACGGUGGGUGUUGCAGUAUGUGCGGUAGAUCUCAAGCUACCAUUGUGUACCCGAUCCGAACACCAUUGAAAACCGGUUCAUUGUGGAACAAAGUUGUACGACUGGUAUACCGUAUAGGGGCUGAUAUUUGGGCAGCAGCAUAAUAAUAAACACAGGACUUCAUUCUA
This is a messenger RNA of Branchiostoma floridae (Florida lancelet), 820 nucleotides long. RefSeq lists its product as uncharacterized. Gene Ontology annotation, molecular function: calcium ion binding; hormone activity. The record is from RefSeq and is a predicted model, not a curated record. Bases 16 to 444 code for a protein of 142 amino acids. NCBI's taxonomy places the organism in Eukaryota, Metazoa, Chordata, Leptocardii, Amphioxiformes, Branchiostomatidae. Gene Ontology annotation, cellular component: extracellular region. The transcript has 4 exons.